Molecule: messenger RNA, 1845 nt
Organism: Aspergillus tubingensis
Lineage: Eukaryota; Fungi; Ascomycota; Eurotiomycetes; Eurotiales; Aspergillaceae
Product: Zn(II)2Cys6 transcription factor
Exons: 3
Coding region: 1-1845 (614 amino acids)
Biological process (GO): regulation of DNA-templated transcription
Molecular function (GO): zinc ion binding; DNA-binding transcription factor activity, RNA polymerase II-specific
Source: RefSeq, a predicted model, not a curated record
AUGUCGAAGGGCUGCUAUACCUGUCGUCGCCGCCGCAUCAUCUGCGACAACGGCUUGCCAACCUGCCGCAAGUGCCGCGAUGCGGGGAAGGAAUGUCUGGGGUAUCAGAAGCCCCUCGUCUGGGUCAAGGGAGGUGUGGCCAGUCGGGGAAAGAUGAUGGGUCGCAGCUUUAAUGAGGUUAUGCGCCCUUCAGAUCUUAGGCGCGGUGACUCGAGCCCCUCUUCCUCCAGCAAUGCGUCGCCGCCGUCAGCUGCCGAUUCGCCUACCCAGUCUAUCGACAUCAGCUUAUGCGUACCCCCCAACGUGUCGGGCAUCCAGGGUAUCCCAGAACCGAUCCAGUCGGAGGAUAAUGAUGAUCAGGAUACGCAAGUUGUCUUGCAAAGAGCUACUUCCGUCUCCGCACCUUGGGGCCUGGUGGAUCCGCUGUUUAAGGACCUGAGUCAGCUGUCACGGUUCUACAUUGUGCAUUUCAACCAGAACCUUGCCAAUUACCUCACCCUCUACUCCGAGACCGGUAACCCGUACCGUGACCUCAUUCCCCUGGUCGGCGACUCUCCUCUUCUCGCCCACGUUCUCGCUGCCACCGGUGCCUUGCAUUAUGCCAUCCUGGCAAGCGGGGACUUUUCCCUGACGCCAUGGUUGUCGGAGGGUUCCCCAGCAGACCGCACCCUCCUGUCUCCCGAAGAGGUAGAAAAGUCCGUGAUCACCUCGAUGUCUCGGCGCCCGUCGUCCAAGGUAUAUGAACAUUUUCUCGGACUCAAGCAGCGCGCCUUAGGGCAGUUAUCGAACGAUAUCCGGGAUCCCGUCUUACGCAAUGAUAACAGGACCCUUGCUGCGAUCACAGUACUCGCUCUUAUGGAUGCCAUUGAAUCGGGAGAUGGUGCCUGGAAGUUCCACCUCGAAGGGGCCAAAAAGCUUCUCAAAGGCCGCCAAGAACAGGGGGCCUCCAGUCCGCCUCAAUACCUCGUCAAGUGGCUGGAAGAUUUCGCUGUCGACGGCAUUCUCCUCAUCCAACUCAUGGGCUCCACCCUCGCUCGCCCAGGGUCCCUGACCAAACCCUUCUAUACCUCCAGCAUGGGCCCCGCCAUGCUCAAACGCCUCGAAGAAACCUCCUACGUCGGCUGUCCAGCCUAUCUCCUCGAAGUCAUCCUACUCAUCCACGCCGGCCUCUACUUCGACCCGGACGUCGACCCCAACUCACAGCCCUCCAUGAUCUUCACCUCAGCCUUCCUCUCCCAAGACACCAACCCCCUCCAAUCCCCCGGCGCUCUCCUCCAACACAUCCAAGCCUUCGACCCCUCCGCCUGGGCCGAGUCCAUGCAAAGCUGCUACUACCUCGCAGAUCUCUCCAUGCGAACCGCCCUAGCCACCGUCUUCAAAGGCGCCGUCUACCUCUACGCCAGCCGCGUUCUCUCCCGCCCGCGUCCCGGCGCCGCAACCAUCCCCAACCACUUCGGACUCCCCUCCGACCACGCCGAAGUGGCAGACCUCAUCAUCCGCAAAAUCGCUCUCAUCCCUAUCGAAGAUCCCCAUUUCAAAUGCCUCAUUUGGCCCACCUUCAUUGCCGGCGCAGAAUGCAGAGACCCCUCCCAGCGUCCCUUUGUACUCAAUAAACUGCGCGCUCUGUACUUCAACAUCACCAGCGUGAACGUCCGCAACGCAGCUUGGGUUUUGAGCCUGAUGUGGCAGAAACAGGAUCAGAAGAAGGCUGAGAAGGAACAACAGCAGCAACGGCCUACAACUACCACCGAUAAUUACCCCCAUGACGAUGUUAAUGAUGAUGACGAUGACUUUGAUUGGAUUCAGGAAUUGGAUAAUUCCAGGAUUGACUGGUUGUUUAUAUAA